GCUGAACCUAAGUCUUCACAGUCUAUAAUUGAAGAAAGCAUCUUCAAAGAAAACCAAAGCAAGUUGGAGGAGCAGUCUUUAUUUUCCCCUGUUGAAGCAAUAGUCGAUAAUGUAGACAAGCAAAUUGAGGAAGUUUCUAAUGAAUCACUGACGGAAAAAAAAGAGGCUGUGUCAUUGUUAUACCCUGAGACCUCUAUCUGUUUGGUGACUGACCCCCAGGAUUCCCUCCAGUCCCCUCCUGCAGUCAAUCAACAGUGUAGUCAGCCACCCACUAAGUCUUUUAUCCAAAACUUAUGUGAAAACGCCACAAAGAAAGUUGAAACUAGCAGGGAGCAAAGUUCUGACAUAGCAGAUAACUCACCAGGAGACAUAGAAUCCCUUAUAAUCAAAAAAGCAAUAAAGAAAGAUGACAGGGAAGCUAUUAAAGAUGAAGUCAGCAAGGUGUCAACAGCUGCAGAUGUGUUGCCGGGUUCAGGCACAGGAACAGAGCAGAUAUCACAGGUUAUCGACAGUUCAGACAGUCAAAUCCUAAGUGCAGUCUUUGCACCUGAGAGGUCAGAUGCAGUCAACUCCUCUGAAGGUUCUGACUGGCUCAGAGCUCUGAAGGAGGCAGCCUCCAUGUCUCAGAUCAUUCCAGAGCACAGAGAUGAGUCUACCUGUGGAUCUACAGAAAACAGGCCAUUUGAGACCCUCCGUUCGGCUCAGACUGAUCUAGAAUUCCAAACCCCAACUGAAGAAUAUUUUCCCCCUGCUCCUGAAGAGAGUUUUCCCCCGGUUCCUGAGGAGAGUUUUCCUCCAGCACCUGAGGAGAUUUUGUCUCCUGCUUCUGAGGAGAGUUUCCCACCUGCACCUAAGGAGAGUUUUCCUCCUGCUUUUGAGGAGAGUUUCCCGCCUGCACCCGAGGAGAGUUUUGCCCCUAUUAAUAAGCAGCCAGAAGAACCACCAGACUACAGGUCUCCUCUGGUAGAGGCUGCUGAGAGCAGUGAGUCUGUCCCAUCUCCCUUAUUACCCCUACCACAGCAGGACACUGCUCCUACCCUCCCUGCCCUCCUGCUCCAAGACACGGUCGAGUUCCCUACACCGCCCCCUACCCCUCCGGACAGGGCUCCCCCUGAGCCUCAGACCCUUCCUCCUGCUCCUUCUGGUCUAGCCGAGGCUCCCCCUGCUGCCCCUGUGUCUCCUCAAAUCCAACAGACACUGUUUUUUCGCAGGAGUUCAGACUCAGACGGAGCUUUCGAAACCCCUGAGUCCACCACCCCUGUGAAGUCUGCUUCCUCACCAGUGCCCCCAACAGAGCCCCCCUACACCAACUCGGAGGCAUUGUCCCAAGAACACACAGCUUCCACUGCUGUCAUCUCUGCCAGCGAAGCUCAAGACCCAAAUCAGCUUAAAUCUCCCAGUCGCUCUCAGUCUAUAGUCUUUGAUGAGGACAAACCAAUAGCUGCUAGUGGCACCUACAACCUAGAUUACUUAAUUGCUAAUGAUCCCUUACCAGAAUCAAAUUUUGGGUCUGGGCCAUCAAGUCGAGCGCCUCUUACCCGCUCUCUAAGCCUACAGUCAGGUGAGUUAGAGAGCCCAGGAGACAAAUUCUCAGGAGGAACCUUCGACAAACCCAUUCACCCACGAACAGAGUCCUUCAGCAUAGGAACAGAAAGUGCUCCGGGAACUCUUCGUAAAGUGAAGAAGCCCCGUCCAGGUUCCCUAAAGAAGAAACCUCUUUCCCGGCAGAACUCAAAUCCAGAGCAUACCUCUCCCAAAACAGUCUCCUCUAGCAGCACGCCAGAGGAGAAAAAGAGAGGGAAACCACAGCCUGAAAGCCCCUUGCAAACCCAAGAGAGGGUUAGCUCUUCUCCCAGCCCUAGUCCUAGUCCUGCUGGAACCCUACGGAGGAAUAGGAUAAAGUCUCAAGUUGAAAGUCCUCCACCUUUGGCUGAGGAGGUCACUGCCAGCUCAAUAUCAAGUCAGCUCCAACCGGCGCUUCCUGAUCCAGUACCUGAGGCUCCAACUGUUCCCGACGAGGAGUCUCCUAUCCCUCCCAGUGCCUCCUACAAAUGGGAUCCGGACAACUUUGAGAAUAUUGACCCAUUCAGUACAGGAGGUAGUAAAGUUGCUAACUCCCCGGUCUUGGGGAAGAAAGCCGACUUUACAUCGGUCUCAGACACUCCUGUUGCUGUAGAGGAGCCUCGUGCCUCUUCCACUGCUAAAGAGCAACCCAUCAGCAUUGAGGAACAGCCAAACACCAAACGCCAACCAGUCAGACUGGAGUUUGACUAUUCAGAGGACAGUGAAGAGGCACCACGCAGUACUCCUCCUCCUAAAAACCUAGGCAAGAAACCAGGGGCCAAGAUGCCCAUCCGAAAGCCCAGACUGGGGAUUAAGAAGGCCCCUCCAUCCCAGAUAGAGCAGCUAGACAAUGCACCUGUCCCUGCACUUUCAAAUGACAUUGAUGACAUCCCGAUCCCCAAGGGGUCAUAUAACUUUGAUCCCAACAAGUGGGAUGACCCUAACUUUAAUCCAUUUUCUUCAAACACUGGCAUCCCCAACUCUCCUGGCCUGUCUAGAAGAUCUUACAACUUUGAUCCAGACUCCUUUGAUGGCUCAAUCGAUACCUUUAAAUCUCCCAACAAGAUGGGAAACUCACCUCCAAAAACUUUUGACAAAUCCAACGACAACGAGAAUGACAAUGAUAACAUUGCUGAGUUGGAGGAUCACAACCAGAACAAACCUGCCAAAAACAAGAAGAAGCCUCUCAAAUCUAACACUUUUAGAGUGAAGAAAUCACCAAAGAGGACUCAGGUUACUGAGCCAUCUGCUCAAUGUUGUCCUGUGUGUUCUCCACUUUCACCCUCCACUUCACCCACACAUAAUCACCUGCAGGAGCACUCACCUGAUGCCAAUCCCGAGCCCUCACAAGAUCACGCCACAGAUGAGGAGAAACUGGCUUCCUCCACCAGUCACAAAUGGACUAGACAUGACAUAGAGGUGGAGUUGAACUCUGACCCCCAAGACUUCCCACAGCCAGCUGACUUUACAGCUUUUGUCAGUGAGAACAGUCUACCAGCACAGAGUGAUGUCACAGACUAUGAGAUUGAAUACAUGGAAAAGAUUGGCUCCUCCGCAUCUCCUCUCUCAGUUAAGAAACCAUCACUUUAUCUAAAGCUGGACUCUGUGACCGAGAGUCCAACAAAGACUUCCAAAAUGCAAGAUUCAGAGCCAAACUCUCCCUGUACUGGGAGCUUUGAGGAGAUGGAGGCUCAGAUCUCGCAGGGGAAAUCACCUGUGCUGCCACCACGUGGUGCUCAUGAUUCCUUGGCCUCAGAAAAAAGCAGAAAGAGAGAAAGCCAGUCUCAGAGUCGAACACAGAGCAAUGAGAGAGAUGGAGCGUCCCCCAUCCAGGCCCCCAUGGAUCCCUCAGAUCUACCCCUCUUAGACAGACUGUCUGAUUCACCCGCCCCUCUCAGCUACCUGGAGCCUGAUCUGGCUGAGACCAACCCCACUGCCUUCGCCCAAAAACUGCAGGAGGAGCUGGUGCUCGCAGCCCUGAGGAUAGAGGCUCUGCAGGUAGCCAAAAACAUCUCUCAGAGCCCCACUUUGUCCACUGUGUCCCCUCAGUCUCGCCUCAAGAAGCCCAGCCCACGCCGCUGGAAUCUCAACAGUUCUCACAUGGCUAAAAAAACUGCAGGAAAUUCCACACAGACAGAUAGCAAACUCUGCCGCAGGACGUCCCGUAUUCCACAGCAGAGAGAAAUGGCCUCACCGGGGGACAGCGGGGUUCCGAAGAGCUCCCUCUAUUCACGAACAGGAUACAUUGUAGGGGAUAGCCCUCAUCUGCCACGUGACAUGGACCACUCUCUUGACAUUGCCCGAGAAGAGAUUGUUGUGAAAGAGAGAGAAGCCAUGGAGUGGAAGAGAAAAUACGAAGAGAGUAGACUGGAAGUGGAGGAGAUGAGGAGGAUAGUUAUGGAGUAUGAGAAGACUAUUGCAGAGAUGAUUGACAAAUCUUUCAUGCCUCUGGACUCAAACACUGAGGGUGAGCAGAGAGAGAAGACUCUGUCUCAUCACACUAUCCAGCAGUUGAUCCUGGAGAAGGACCAGGCUUUGGCUGAUCUCAACUCCGUGGAGAAAUCUCUCGCUGACUUGUUCCGUCGCUAUGAAAAGAUGAAAGAUGUUUUGGAAGGCUAUCGGAAGAAUGAGGAUGUGCUGAAGAAAUGUGCGCAGGAGUAUCUGUCUCGUGUCCGUAAGGAGGAGCAGCGCUACCAGGCCUUGAAGAUCCACGCUGAGGAGAAACUGGAUAAGGCGAAUGCUGAAAUCGCUCAGGUGAGAGUCAAAGCCAAGCAGGAGCAGGCAGCGUAUCAGGCCAGUCUGAGGAAAGAACAGAUGAAGGUGGACUCACUGGAGCGCACAAUGGAACAAAAGAAUAAAGAGAUUGAAGAACUGACCAAAAUUUGUGAUGAACUGAUUGCCAAGAUGGGAAAGAGCUAGCCGCCCGUUCGACACCGUUCUGUCUGUACCACAAAGAGACAAAAGAACAAUAACUGGACAAGAGUGUAAAGAUGAAGGAGCUAGGUUCAAUUGUUUUGGUAUUGUUUUUUCCUCUUACUAAUGGACAGAAUGAUGAACUAACCAAACAAAAGGAUCUCACACUACUGACGUCUUCACAUAAAACUGGAGUCCCUAUGACUGGGAGAACGCUAGUUUGUGGCUGUAAUUAUUUUCUCUUCAUUUUAAACUGUUAAUGUACACCACCUAACCUAUGUUGAGGGUCUUGUGAAAGUACUCCCCAUCAGUAGACUUUGUUUUAGUGUCUGUAUAGCUCUCUCUUUCUCUCUCUCUCUCUCUCUCUCUCACAUACACAUGCAGAGAGUAUGUGUUUAUAGUGAGUCUGAGGUUAUGAGUGCUGUUGCCAUGACAACCACUGAUGGAGCCGACUGUUAAACUGAUUCCCGUGGUUCCCUCUUCUUAACAUGAAAACAAAAAUGACCAGAGAGAAUAUAUAUAUAUAUAUAUAUAUAUAUAUAUAUAUAUAUAUACUAUAAAACAGAUGAAUUAAUCAUUCAGUUGUCACAAAGUGGUAUUCAUGAUUAUAAAAAAAUGCAUGUUGUAGGCCUUGACGGUUUUGUAAAUAUGAAAAUGACUUGAAAAAAGUAAAGGAACAUAACUGCAGAUUUUGAUACUGUUAGUUUAUCUGCUUCCUUGUGUAUCUUUGUAGAUACUUGUUGUUUAUUUGUUUCGUUGUCUUCUAGCAACACUGAUGUGUGAUUUUAUUUUUGGAUUUAUUUUGAUAUAUAAAUGAACCCACGUGUGACUGUCAGUGGUUCUGAGCUAAUUUAAUCUGAAUGGUUUUGUCUCAGUCCUGCUAGAGCUGAAGCUUCAGACAAAUGAAGCUCUGUCAGCUAUACAGGACACGCUUACAAAGUGCAAUAAAAGAUGGCAAUACA
This is a messenger RNA of Carassius carassius (crucian carp), 5438 nucleotides long. It is a transcript of the gene tacc2, whose product is annotated as transforming, acidic coiled-coil containing protein 2. Gene Ontology annotation, biological process: cerebral cortex development; mitotic spindle organization; cell population proliferation. NCBI's taxonomy places the organism in Eukaryota, Metazoa, Chordata, Actinopteri, Cypriniformes, Cyprinidae. The transcript is spliced from 22 exons. The record is from RefSeq and is a predicted model, not a curated record. Bases 619 to 4482 code for a protein of 1287 amino acids. Gene Ontology annotation, cellular component: cytoplasm.